Molecule: messenger RNA, 1048 nt
Organism: Acomys russatus (golden spiny mouse)
Lineage: Eukaryota; Metazoa; Chordata; Mammalia; Rodentia; Muridae
Gene: Clec4g
Product: C-type lectin domain family 4 member G
Exons: 9
Coding region: 66-956 (296 amino acids)
Source: RefSeq, a predicted model, not a curated record
GGAAGGAAAGUAGAUAGGCUGGGGCUAGGGUGUGGCCUUAAUUUAAUAUCCCCGUGCAGGGCUGGAUGCCACCAUCAUCAUGGACACUGCUGGGUAUAACAAGUUUGGCUCUGCAAUUGAAGAGGUCCCUAGAGCUGGGACGCUGGGAGUACUACAAACAAAGGCUUUUCUUCCUGGUCUUGGCUCUCCUGAUGGCCACAGUGCUAUGGGCUCUCAUUCUGAGCACCCUAUUGUCUAAGGCCUCCAGGGAACGCGCAGCACUGCUCAGCAACCAGGACCUGCUGAGGACAAAUGCCUCAGAGCAGAAGUUGAUGUUGAGUGCCCUGAAGGAGGACGUCGGAACCUGCGGAAACUGCUGCUCCAUGACGAAAGCCCAGCUGCAAACCACACUCACCGAGUUUAAGGACACACGGGCAAAGCUGAUGGAGCAACAGAGCACCCUUAAAGAACUGCAAGAUCGUGUGAUCCAGGACUUGGCUAAAGCAGGCAGAGACCGUGAGAACAUCCGCAGUGAGCUGUUCCGGGCACUGGAAGCUGUCAAGCACGGGAACAGCUCCUGUGAGCUGUGCCCACCAUCAUGGCUACUCUUCCAAGGCUCCUGCUACUAUUUCUCUGAGACUCAGGCCGUGUGGGACACGGCACAGAGCCACUGUGCAGGCCAAGGUGCCCACCUGGUGAUUGUCAGCAACCUGGACGAGCAGGGCUUUCUGAGUCAGCACACACGUGGCCGAGGCUAUUGGUUGGGUCUGAGAGCAAUCCGCCACCUCGGCAAGAUUCAAGGCUACCAGUGGGUGGAUGGAAUCUCACUCACCUUCAGCCACUGGAACUCUGGCGAGCCCAAUGAUUCCAGAGGUCAGGAGGACUGUAUCAUGAUGCUACACUCAGGGCUAUGGAAUGACGCGCCGUGUGCCAAUGAGAGAGACGGCUGGAUCUGUGAGAAGAGGAGCAGCUGCUGACACCACCCAGUGUCCCAGGACCACGCCCACUGCCUCAGAGUGAAUCACAACUGUGGCUCCUGUGCCUUGGGCCCACUAUCAGGGCUUUGUUU